Rhopilema esculentum is the source of this 1410-nucleotide messenger RNA. Its product is annotated as ubiquitin-conjugating enzyme E2-17 kDa. NCBI's taxonomy places the organism in Eukaryota, Metazoa, Cnidaria, Scyphozoa, Rhizostomeae, Rhizostomatidae. The record is from RefSeq and is a predicted model, not a curated record.
GGCCACGACUCGAGGCGAAGUGUUGCACACUGACUCAAUCUGAUAGUGAGGCGUUGGGAUGAGAUUCUGCUAGAUUGCCGUCAAUUCUAGGCUUGUCCAGUGUACUUAUCACGAAUAAAGAAGUCAGCAGCUAUCAUGGCUUUAAAGAGAAUUACCAAGGAAUAUAAAGAUAUUGAAAGAGAUCCUCCUGCGCAAUGUUCAGCUGGACCUGUUGGAGAUGAUAUGUUUCAUUGGCAAGCAACCAUAAUGGGGCCUCCUGAAAGUCCAUACCAAGGAGGAGUGUUUUUUUUAACAAUACACUUUCCAACAGAUUAUCCAUUUAAACCCCCAAAGGUUGCAUUCACAACCAAAAUUUACCAUCCAAAUAUAAACAGCAAUGGUAGUAUUUGUCUUGAUAUACUAAGGUCACAGUGGAGUCCGGCUUUAACUAUUUCAAAAGUACUGCUUUCCAUAUGCUCUUUGCUCUGUGACCCAAACCCUGACGACCCAUUAGUACCGGAGAUAGCAAGGACAUUUAAAACGGAUAGAGGCAAGUACACAGAAACUGCAAAAGAGUGGACCAAGAAAUAUGCAAUGUGACAUGGACAAGGUCGGUAUUUAGCAUAUCAAAUCACUGUGCGUUAUCAUACCUAAAAGCAGAGUGAUAACGUAAAUUUUGCUAUUUUAGGCAGAUUCAAAAGCUUUAAAAACUUCUUGAUGUAAUUCAAACAGAAAAGUCGAAGAUUUGUUGAUUGUAAAUACCCUUUGUUAGGUAACCUGUCCCUUUUCUGUCUUUCCUGUUCUGUUAUAAAACCAAAGCAAGAGAUAGUUCUCACGAUGUACUACCUUAUGAAAUCAUGUUAGUAUAGGGCAAAUUAGUGCUAGGUAACUCAAAGUCCCUUCUAUUGCUUUUACUCACAAAAGAGAGAAUAAAGUAAAAUGUCCACUAUUGCACCCUCUUUCAAAUUUAUUAUCACAAUUUAUUGCAUUUUCUUCACUGCUCGCACCCAGAACAUAUCACCUUCUGUUUUUUUGUGAAAUAAAAAUGCAUCUGCCUUACCUGAUAUGUUUGGUCAUGUCAUAUUUGUUUGAUCAAACCAUAAAAAUGACAGUGAAAAACAUUAUCAUACCUAAUAAUUGCUCCUUAAGAAAGCCCAUAAGGCUAAGGUUGUUUUAUGUAGCAGUUUUAAACUGUGUCAGUGACUAUUUACACUGUUGUAUUUUGUCAAGGCAUUUUCUUCGAGUUGUUUACUCUGUCCAGUGAUAAGUAGGUUAGUCGUGAGAGCAGCCCCUGGCAAAAGCCUUGCCUCUAAGUUGCAUUAUUUUGUUUAUUGUAAUGCUUAAUCUUCCUUGUUAUAAACUGCACAAAUGUUUGGAUGUACGUCAUUGUCCUGGUAAUCUUUGAAUGUCUUGUUUGAUAUCUCUUAUUCA